AUGAUCCGCGUGCAGAGAAUUCCUGGCCUGUGGGCGCCUUGCCCGCCGGGCGCGUCGCUGUCGCGCAUCGCCGCCGCGUCGCCGCCCCGGGCGCGGCGCCCGCUCGCCGUUUGUUUCGAGACUGCGGGCCUGUGGGAGCCCUGCCAGCCGGGCACGUCGCAGACGCCUGUCGCUGCUACGUCGUCUCUCCAGGACUCGGCCGAGAUCGCCGCCGUCGCGAGCCAGCAGGAGUGA
This is a messenger RNA of Prorocentrum cordatum, 234 nucleotides long. The record is from the annotation of a GenBank genome assembly. NCBI's taxonomy places the organism in Eukaryota, Dinophyceae, Prorocentrales, Prorocentraceae.